Pantherophis guttatus is the source of this 7946-nucleotide messenger RNA. It is a transcript of the gene TYK2, whose product is annotated as tyrosine kinase 2. Gene Ontology annotation, molecular function: ATP binding; non-membrane spanning protein tyrosine kinase activity; growth hormone receptor binding. NCBI's taxonomy places the organism in Eukaryota, Metazoa, Chordata, Lepidosauria, Squamata, Colubridae. The record is from RefSeq and is a predicted model, not a curated record. Gene Ontology annotation, cellular component: cytoskeleton; membrane; cytosol. Gene Ontology annotation, biological process: growth hormone receptor signaling pathway via JAK-STAT; cytokine-mediated signaling pathway; cell differentiation.
AGGCUGCGCGGACCUAGUGGUGGGGCCGGGAGAAUAGAGGAGCUGACGGAUGGCUCUGGAGGAAAUGGCGCGCCGAGGGUGCGAGAAGUCCGGAAUGACGAGAGAGGCUACGACUGAAAUGACUUUAGAAAAUGGGGGUUUGAACCAAAUGCCUGAGGAACAGACGGGGGAGGAUGAGGGAGAAGGUCUGUCAAGUUUCUGCCAGCUGUCAUGUGCUGAUACGGAGCCUGGGUCUGUGUAUGGAUUGAACAUUAGCAUGAUGCCUCUCUGCCACUCUGCAAUAAAACAUAGUGAAUCAGGUAUGGAGAGGUGCCAUUUUUCACCUGCUGGAGGUCUGAGGGUAUUCUUGCACUGGAAGGGUGAGGCAGAGGAACAAUACCAGACAUACACCAAGGGGACUCCUUGUGCUGAAGAGAUCUGCAGUGAUAUUGCGCAGAAGAUAGGAAUCACACCAACCUGCUUCAGUCUGUUUGCACUCUAUCACCCAGAGACGAAACUCUGGUUCCCUCCUAACUAUGUCUUUGAUGUUGAAAGUGAUAUCAAGAUCACUUUGCAUUAUCGUAUGAGAUAUUAUUUCCGAAACUGGCAUGGGACAAAUGACAAGGAGCCAACCAUAUAUCGCAGUAUUCCUCGCUCAGCUGACUCAGAGGACAGAUCAUUUAGGAGUGAACAAGGCAAUGCCAUCCUGGAUAAAUCAUCAUUUGCCUAUCUCUUUGAGCAAGGGAAAUAUGACUUCAUCAAUGAUAUUGCCUCCUUAAAAGACCUACAUACUGAACAGGAAAUUCACCAAUUUAAAAAUGAGAGCCUGGGAAUGGCUGUCCUCCACCUAUGUCAUCUUGCACUGAAGAAAGGCAUUUCUCUUGAAGAGGUGGCAGAGAAAACAAGUUUCAAAGAGUGCAUCCCACGAUCCUUUUGCCAACAGAUUCAGCAGAACAAUUCUUUGACCAGAUUCCGCAUGAAGAAUGUUUUCAAAAAAUUCUUGCAGCGUUUCCAGCAGCACACAUUGAGCACUGGUAAACUUACAGAACAGGAUCUCAUGCACAAGUACUUAGCUACUUUGGAAAACUUGGCUCCACGUUUUGGGACUGAGCUCUUUGCAGCUGUUUCACUGGAAAUCAUUUCGGAGGGUGAGAAGGUGCCACUUUAUAUCAAUGGUGGUCAUACGGAUCUGGAGAACUCCUAUUCUUCUCAUGGUAGCAGGCCUGUCACACAUGAAGUCUUGAUCACAGGCAUUAAUGGGAUUCAGUGGCGGCUUAUCCCUGUUGAGAAACCACAAAGUCAGCCGCAUAAAAUUUAUUUUGGGAGGAAAGUCAAGACUAAGGAGCACAAGUUCAAGCAGUCCUACCAACCAGUGGAGCAAUGUGAAGCUAAAUGGGCACACUUCUGUGACUUUCAAGAGAUCACACAUAUUGUUGUUAAAGAUUGCAACAUCAGCAUCCAUCGGCAAGACAACAAGUGUCUGGAUUUGACUCUGUCAUCCCAUGAAGCUGCUCUCUCCUUGAUUUCAUUAGUAGAUGGUUACUUCAGAUUAACAGCUGAUUCUAGCCAUUAUCUGUGUCAUGAAGUUGCCCCACCACAACUUGUUAUGAGCAUCCAGAAUGGUAUUCAUGGACCCAUGCAGGAAGAGUUCAUUCUGGCUAAACUGAAGCGCGAAGGGCAGGAAGAUGGGCUGUAUGCCCUCCGUUGGAGUGUCCUUGAUUUCAACAGAUUGAUUCUAUCAGUACUGAAGAAUGGCCAAGUAAGAGAUGUGAAAAUGAGUAUCAAUACCCAAGGUAAUGCAAACUAUAGACAGUUCCGGAUCCAGAGGAAAGGAAAUUCCUUUGUACUUGAAGGCUGGGAGCAAGAGUUUCCUAGUGUCCAAGAACUAAUGAAUGCUCUCAAAGGCUGUACUCUAAAAUCUGGAACUGACAUCUUCAGUUUGAAGAGAUGCUGCCUCCCAAAACCAGGAGAGAUCUCAGACUUGAUCAUCACACGAAAAGUGAAAGACAGCACAAGGCAGAUUCUGAAUUUGACUCAGCUGAGUUUUCAUCAGAUUCGGAAGAAUGAGAUUACACAGAGAGCGCACUUGGGACAAGGAACACGAACCAAUAUUUAUGAUGGUGUACUUCAUGUAUGCAGUGGGAUCAACAGUGAUGAUGAGGCAGAGUAUUUUUCUACUGAGCAGAAUAACAAUAGCUGUGAGAUGCAUGUGGUACUCAAGAUGUUGGACCCAAGUCAUAGAGACAUUGCUCUGGCAUUCUUUGAAACAGCCAGCCUGAUGAGCCAGGUGUCCCAUAUCCAUUUAGCCUUUGUUCAUGGGGUUUGUGUAUGGGGUUCAGAGAAUAUAAUGGUGGAAGAAUUCAUUGAACAUGGUCCCCUGGAUGUCUUUUUGCGUAAUAACAAAGGACGGAUAACAGUAGGCUGGAAAUUCACUAUUGCAACACAAUUAGCUAGUGCCCUCAGUUACCUUGAAGAUAAAAACCUAGUGCAUGGCAAUGUAUGUGCCAAAAACAUCCUGUUGGCCAGGAAAGGUUUGGAAGAUGGCCUGCUGCCCUUCAUUAAGCUCAGUGACCCAGGAGUCAGCUUCACUGUGCUUUCCCAAGAAGAAAGGGUUGACCGGAUCCCGUGGAUUGCUCCAGAGUGUAUCAAAGAUGUAAACAACCUUAGCACAGCAGCUGACAAAUGGAGUUUUGGGACCACACUGCUGGAAAUAUGUUUUGAUGCAGAUGUGCCACUAAAAGAACGCACUCCUUCUGAGAAAGAACGUUUUUAUGAGAAGAAGCAUCAUCUUCCAGAGCCAUCCUUCAAAGAACUAGCUACCCUAAUCAGCCAGUGCCUAAACUAUGCUCAUGGAGAGCGACCCUCUUUCCGGACUAUCUUACGAGACCUCACUCAACUGCAGCCACAUAAUCCUCUUGACAUUAGCUCUGUGAAUCCUGCGUUCCCUGUAUCAGAUCCUACUGUCUUUCAGAAGCGCUACCUGAAAAAGAUUCGAGAUCUGGGUGAGGGCCACUUUGGUAAAGUGAGCCUGUAUUGUUAUGAUCCUGCCAAUGAUGGCACUGGUGAGAUGGUAGCAGUGAAAUCAUUGAAAUCAGGUUGCAGCCAGCAGCUCUUGACUAGUUGGAAAAAGGAGAUCGAGAUCUUGAAGACACUCUACCAUGAGAAUAUUGUAAAAUACAAAGGCUGCUGCAGCGAGCAAGGAGAAAAGAUUGUGCAGCUUAUCAUGGAAUAUGUGCCACUGGGAAGUCUGAGGGAUUAUCUUCCCAAGCACAAUGUCAGCUUGGCCCACAUUCUCCUCUUUGCCCAACAGAUUUGUGAGGGAAUGGCUUAUCUCCACUCCCUGCACUACAUCCACAGAGACCUUGCAGCUAGAAAUGUGCUCCUAGAGAAUGAGAAUGUAGUAAAGAUUGGAGACUUUGGUCUUGCCAAAGCCAUCCCUGAAGGACAUGAAUAUUAUCGUGUCUGUGAAGAUGGAGACAGCCCCGUCUUCUGGUAUGCUGUGGAAUGCCUCAAGGAAUGUAAAUUCUAUUAUGCUUCUGAUGUCUGGUCCUUUGGAGUGACUUUAUAUGAACUGUUGACAUGGUGUGAUUCAAGUCAGAGCCCUCCACAAAGAUUUAUUGAGAUGAUUGGAAUGACUCAGGGUCAGAUGACAGUGCUGCGGCUAAUUGAGCUGUUGGACAGAGGGGAAAGGCUUCCCAGUCCAAAAGACUGCCCUUGUGAGAUUUAUCGUCUCAUGAAAAACUGUUGGGAAUCUGAAGCUUCAUUCCGUCCAGCCUUUUCAAACCUAGUACCCAUUCUCAAAGCCUUCCAUGAAAAGUACAAGACCCAGGCUCCUUCAGUUUUCAGUGUGUGUUGAUGAGAAUGAAGAUAUUUUGUACCAAAGACCAAAGUCUUAUUUGCACUUUGUGUGCUAGUGCUUACAUGUCUGGAAAGCCACAGUGCCAUGAAAGUUGCUUCCAAGUGACAGCGAUCUUGGAUUCUGACUUUUGCUGUUCUGCGCAGUGUCCCUGAAUUGUCUGAAUUUUUUUGCACGUUUCAAAUGUGAUGGGGCAUAAGGAAAAGCCCAUUCAAUUUUUUUGUUUAGCUGAAAGGCAGAAGCUGCUUAUGAAACUUUGUCCUUUGCUACAUCCAGCUGGGAUGCAAGUCAUUUGUAAAGUCUCAUUAUGAGAUAUUCUUGUACAGGAAAACAAGUUGGUAUCUAAUGCAUUUAAUGGACUCUUGAGCGUAUGGUCCAAUGCAGAGUAUGAAUCUGUAAUUCAAGGAACCCUGAAAAUGGAAUGCAAUAUUUUCACUUGCUAUUUGAAAAACCUGUUGUAUCACAUAGAACUGCUUACCAACAGAAUGAAAGGCAUCUGGCCUUUAUUUGCAGCAUCUUUACAAGGAAAUACAUUUUUCUAACCUGGCAUUUAUUCCUCAAUCACUCUUUUUACAUCUCUUUAUCACCCAUAGUAUAGCAUUAUAUGCACAUCUACUUGGUAAAGGUCCCUCAUCUGCCUAUGUGAAUCAGAAGCACCUUUAGCCGACAAUGCUAGAAAAGUAAAUAUCUGAUCAUGUCUGUUUCCAAAGAGCAAUCCUUACUGUCUCCCAGACGGAUGAAUCAAGAAUUUCCACUAAUGGGGAUUUGCAGCUGAUGCUAUGCUUCCCUUUGAAUUUUCUAACAACUCAUCUUUUCUUUUAAAUGGUAUAAAACAACUGUAUCUUUUCUUGGGUUGAGAACCAUUUCCCAAACCAUUAUUGGUUUGAAGUGACCAAUCUCAAAACUUCACCACCACCAAUCGCCUGAUGUUUGCCAAUCAAAAACUUUGAAUUUGAAUUGGAAAGAAACUAUAGGCCUUAAAUAAUACUGAAAAUGAAGACAAGAAAUGCCUUUUGGUCACUAACUAGUUGCUACCUUCUGACAUGUAAGCUUUAUGUAGCAAAAUAAAGGUAGCCUGAGCUGGUAAUCCCAUAUCCUGGGGAAAAAACUAGCUGCCAUAUAACCUCAGAACAAUUGUGAUUCCUCUUCCCUGUUGUACUAUCAUCUUGCUUUCUAAUUAAUUGGAGCAAUUGUUUUCAUUGUGAAUCUUCAGGUUGUUCUCCACAAAUUAUCUUUCAAAUGAAUUUCAUCUUUUCAUUGAAUUUCAUUUUUCAUUAGAAUUUGUUGGGAGUGAAACGGCAGGCUCUAAGUCAGGGUGUCACACUGGUGGCCCACGGGCCAGAUACAUCACAUGCAGGCCAUGCCCACCUCAGCUCCGUGAAGGGGUAAAUGUUGCAAUAUGUCACAUGAUGGCAAUGUGGCGUGGCAAGUUUGACACCUGUGCUCUAGGUGAUAUAAAUCUUGAUGCAUUGCAGUUAGUACACCCAAUGCUUUUAGUACUGAUUUCUUGCUAACAUGUAUUUCUGAUUUCCUGGCUUUUUGUAAGUGGGGGUUGAUUUUUGCCAUGUUUUACCAAUCUGAGAUUGCAUUGUUGAGCCUGUCUCACCCGUUAUCACUUUAGAGCAAUUUUAUUGCCUUAUAGAAGAGGAGAGAUUCUAGUCAUAGUCACAUUGGCCUCCAUACAGCUCAUUUCUAAAGAAUGUCAGAAUAAAGUAUUUAUGCAAUUAUAAUAAGCAGGGUGAUGUAAAACAGUUUGUUUAUUAGCUUUGCCAUACUAGUCAGUGUCUUUGAGCUAUGAAUAUUUGAGGUGACUGCUUAUUCUUCAGCAUUCUAUCAUCGUUGUGCUUUUUUUAAAGAAGCAAUCAUUUCUUUCAGGUUGCCAUUUGAUUUGAAGUAUACUAUUAAGAAAGUGAUGAAGAGAAAUAGAUAGGAUUCCUGUAAGUUAUUUAGUUUACUUUAUUGUCAUUGCACCUCGUACAACGAAAUUAAAUGCCAUCUUCAGUGUACAUCAUACAUACAAAAACUAUAAAAAUAAAACAAAAACACACAUCCUUCACAUUUUAUACAAUUGAAUUGAAAAUCCCUGAUACUGCAUUAGUAUUAUACUAUACAGUAGAAUUCAAUAUAAUUAUGCUCUGGGAUGGAGAGCCUAAUUUUCAGCCUAAUUGUCCUUGUUUUUAUUGUCCUGUACCGUCUGCCAGAUAAUUUUUAAAAAGAGUGCCCAGGAUGAGAUGGAUCUUUAAAAAUGUUUUGAACUUUCUUAAGGCAGCGGGAGCUAUAAAGCUGUUCCAAAGAGGGGAGAGGGCAAUGACGUUAACCCUCUGGAGCGCUGUCCUAUCUGCCACUGUGCAAUUAGCAAACCAUACACAGGUGCAGUAAGUUAAAAUACUCUAUAGUGCAGCGGUAGAAAGUCACCAGCAAUUUUUCAUUCAGUUGUUUCCUGAGAAGUCUCUGCUGGGCCCUUUUGACCAGUGCUGCAAUGUGACCGCCUCAGGUCAGGUCCUCUUUUGUGAUAACAUCCAAAAACUUAAAACUGGCCACUUGCUCCACUUGGUCUCCAUUGAUAACCAAGGUCUGGAUGUCUAUUGAAAAAUUGCUUAUUUUUGCCCAGAAACGUUUAACUGGUAUCCAUAAAUGGUUCCAAUUCUCAUUUGCUCAGAACUGAAGACAGAGAGAAUAUUUUAAGAUACUUAAUGCUGAGUCUUUCUUAUCCAUAACUUAUUUUUGUAAGACAUGAGAAAAAAUACCUUUGUGCAUAAUUUCUGUUGUUCUGUUGCUAAAUGAGACAGUUGUUAUGUGAAUUUUGCCCCAUUUUACAACCUUUCUUGCCACAGUUGUUAAGUGAAUCACUGCAAUGGCUGUUAAGUGAAUCGGGCUUCCCCAUUGACUUUGCUUGUCAGAAGGUUGCAAAAGGUGAUCACAUGACCCCAGGACACUGCAGUCGCAUAAAUAUGAAUCAGUUGGCAAGCAUUUGAAAUUUAAUCACGUGGCUAUGGAAAUGCUGCAAUGGUCAUAAAUGUGGAAAAAUGUCCUGAGUCACUUUUUUCAAUGCCAUUCUAACUUGGGUCACUAAAUGAACUGUUGUUAAGUCAAAGACUACCUAUAUAUCAUGACUUCCACAUAGAAGAUAAUUAUAGUUUAAUUGUUUAUCCCUCCCAUCUCUAGCACAUGUAAAUAAUUAAAGAAACUGAAUAGUAUGCUUUCUUGGAAGCGAGCCUUACUGAUUUUAAUGAGCUAAAUAUAUGUAUAUUCAAUUGCAGCCUUAAAUAUAUUUAUUGAACAGCCUUCUCUCUUUUCCCUAUGGUGCAUGAAAAACUGCUUUCGAUGUGAAAAAAAAAAGCUUUCAAAGCAGUUUGCAAUGCAUUGGAAUACUUUCAAGAAAUUAACUAGAAUAUUUUAGUCCACUAGCAUAGUCAGUUGUUCCAGUGGGCCCUUUCAGGAUCUUUGGACCCGAUUUAUUUUAGUUUUCAAGUCUUUAGGAUUUGCUAUAAAACACAAACAUGUUUACAAACAUCACAGAGGCAAUCAGAUUUAUUUUUUUUGAAGGCUAACAUACAUGCAGCAACAUUAUUACACUUGGAGUGCUGGCUUUAAAAUUACAGAAUCUCCUGCUUGGGCAGGGAGUUGGACUAGGAGACCUUGCAAAGUCCCUUCCAACUCAUUCUUUUAUUCUGUUAUCUCUAUUUUGAGGUACAGCUACAACUUGAAGUGCCAGCUCUAAGCUCUGGAAUAUGGAAUAAUUAUAUAAUUACAAAAUAAUUCCAGAUAUUCUUAUCUGGGAAAUUAUCUUUGGCAUAUACAGUAUACUGAGAAACUUCACAGCAUUGUGCCUUUUGCAUCUGGAACUGCACUGAAAAUUUUGGAGAAGGAUCCCUCCAACAAAAGCAUGGGCAAAUUCAGUUCAGUCACUCUUGCUUUUUCUGUUUCUAAAGCUGCUGUGCGUGCAUAUGUGAAUUCAGAAAGUGUGUGAGGAGACAGCAUGAGUGUUCUACAUUGGAACCUGCUCUGAUGUGAAUCUAUUCUGUCCUAGACUAGUAGCAGCUUAGAAUAAUGUAAUAUCCUGGUAGUAUCUUUCAUGUUUUGUUCAAAUAAAUACCAUGUAACUUUCAAA